AUGUCCGAUUUUGGUGAUGAUGACGUUGGCGUUGGCGGCGACGAGCCGGUUCUCGAAGACGAGGAAAUCACCGAGUACUACGAAGCCGAGGUCAUGGACGAGGACGGCGAGCGGGCCGACAACGGCGACGACGCGGACCACGUCGUCAUCUCUGGCGACCCCUCGGCAGCGGCCAACGCCGUCAAGGGCGGCGAGAAAUCCGUCAAGGACAAGAAGAUUCCCGAGAACGAGCGCACGACCACGCCUUACAUGACGAAAUACGAGCGAGCGCGCAUUCUGGGCACGCGAGCUCUGCAAAUCAGCAUGAACGCUCCGGUGCUGGUGGAUCUCGAAGGCGAGACGGAUCCGCUCCAGAUCGCCAUCAAGGAGCUGCGGGAGAAGAAGAUUCCGCUGAUUGUGCGACGGUACCUCCCGGACGGGUACUACGAGGACUGGACGUGCGAAGAGCUGCUGCAAUGA
Molecule: messenger RNA, 459 nt
Organism: Ustilaginoidea virens
Lineage: Eukaryota; Fungi; Ascomycota; Sordariomycetes; Hypocreales; Clavicipitaceae
Exons: 4
Coding region: 1-459 (152 amino acids)
Biological process (GO): DNA-templated transcription
Cellular component (GO): RNA polymerase II, core complex; nucleus; RNA polymerase III complex
Molecular function (GO): DNA-directed RNA polymerase activity; DNA binding
Source: RefSeq, a predicted model, not a curated record